CAAAAACACUUCGACAUGUUCCACACAUUUAAACAGAAUCAUGUUGUUACAUGGCUUUUAUGUCUGAUCAUUUCUGUUAUUAAUAGACUUAUCAGCUAGUGUUUUACAAGGUUUCAAAAUGACACACGAAAUUGAACCAUUGGUCAGUUGUCGGUGGCUUAAAGAAACAAUGCUUGAUAAAGCUUUGCACGAUAAUGUUGUAGUCUGUGACGUAUCCUGGUCCCCGCAGAAUGACAUGGAAAACCAGUAUAAAAGCUGUCAUAUUCCCGGGGCUGUAUUUUUUAAGAUUAUGGACGAAGAAGAGUUUUCCGAGACUUUUCCAAGAAAUCUACCAGCAAUUGAUAAAUUUGAACAAACUGCGAGAAAGGCUGGCAUUAACAAAGACGAUCAUAUUAUUCUAUACAGUGACUCGGAAAUGAACGGCUUCUUUAUGUCCGGUAGAGCGUGGUGGACAUUCAAGGUAUUUGGACACGAAAAGGUCUCCAUACUUGAUGGCGGAUUGCAGAAAUGGAAAAGGGAAGGUUUUCCUGUUACAUAUGAUGCUUCAAAGCGACAGCCAGGAAAUUUUGCUGCGAAUUUCACAAAUGAAUAUAUUAGACAUUAUGGUGACUUGGUAGAUAUAGUUGAGACGAACAGCAUACAGAUAUGUGACAGUCGACACCAACAUAAAUACUCCGGUCCAGAAAUGCCCAAGAAUGGCUGA
Messenger RNA from Mytilus trossulus (common blue mussel), 703 nucleotides. Its product is annotated as thiosulfate sulfurtransferase-like. NCBI's taxonomy places the organism in Eukaryota, Metazoa, Mollusca, Bivalvia, Mytilida, Mytilidae. The transcript is spliced from 6 exons. Gene Ontology annotation, molecular function: thiosulfate-cyanide sulfurtransferase activity. Bases 119 to 703 code for a protein of 194 amino acids. Gene Ontology annotation, cellular component: mitochondrion. The record is from RefSeq and is a predicted model, not a curated record.